Molecule: messenger RNA, 2406 nt
Organism: Hyla sarda
Lineage: Eukaryota; Metazoa; Chordata; Amphibia; Anura; Hylidae
Gene: TRAF5
Product: TNF receptor associated factor 5
Exons: 12
Coding region: 613-2286 (557 amino acids)
Biological process (GO): protein K63-linked ubiquitination; positive regulation of JNK cascade; tumor necrosis factor-mediated signaling pathway
Cellular component (GO): plasma membrane signaling receptor complex
Molecular function (GO): zinc ion binding; tumor necrosis factor receptor binding; thioesterase binding
Source: RefSeq, a predicted model, not a curated record
CUGCAACUGUAGCAACCCCUCAGCUGUGAGAAGUUUGUUUUGUAGAUUCGAAGUUUCUUCAGAAAAGUAUUUCAGACAUUCUCACAAUGCUCCUUGGUUACAUGAAGGUGGAAAACCCCCUAAAUGCCGGACGGACAGGACAAUCGCCUCCAGUUCCCGUAUUGCACGCUUCUCUCUAUAUACAGUGCAGGCGUCAGCUGUUCUGGAGGACUGCAAGUCAGACAAUGACAUGUACGGACGGCAAUGACGGCUCCGGGGACAACCCUGAGACUUUCCUAUCCGUCUGUGUAUAUAUAUAUAUAUAUAUAUAUCGCCGCCUCCGGCAGUGACGUCCGCGCCGCAAACCCCGGCGACCUCCCAGAUGAAAGCGAAAAUAAAGUGGAAUGUGGUAGAGUGUCAGUCUACUGUCCGGGCAGAGCAGAGCGGACGGGUGAGAGCUACACUGCUGCGGAACAGCGACACCACUGGGCACAGCACCGCCACUGCAGGACACCCCCAAAUACAGCAGCUUAUUUUUUUUUGCACCUUUCUACUUUUCAACCACAAAACCCUUCGAUGAGACGGCCUCAUAUGUCAACAGGAAGCUGAUUCAGUGACUUAUAACACUCUGCCAUGGACUGCGCCGACGUUACUUUGCAUCCAGACAAAUUCUGCCGGCAGAACUCCAGCACUGGGCUGUCACUUGACUUCGAGCCUAAGCAGGAAUACAUCUUUGUGGAGACUUUGCAGGAGCGCUACAAGUGUGCGAGCUGCCACCUGGUCCUUCACAACCCUCAUCAGACAGGAUGUGGUCACCGCUUCUGUGAGAAAUGUAUACUGUGCCUGAAAGAGUUGCAUGAAAUCCCUCAAUGUCCAAUAGACAAAGAAACUAUUAAACCUCAAGAGAUCUUUAAAGACAAUUGCUGUAAAAGAGAAGUCCUGAAUCUACAGGUAUACUGCAGAAAUGCCCCAGACUGUGAUAUGAAGGUAUCGCUGGGAAGGUUCCAGGAUCAUCUGGCGCAUUGCCUAUAUGAAAUGAUCAGGUGCAGCAACGCCGGAUGUCCCGACCAGGUGUUCCGAAAAGACUUGGAAAAUCACUUAACAACACAAUGUGAACUGAGAGACGAAACCUGCACCUUCUGCAAGAAAAGCAUGACCUCCAUUGAUCUGCAGAUUCACAGACAGAAGUAUUGCCCAUUAUAUCCAGUCUCUUGUCUCAAUAACUGCGGCCAUACUUAUCUAAGAGAGGAGGUAGAUGACCACCUGGUUGUGUGUCCGGAAGCUGAAGUGGAAUGUCCAUACGCAGAUUAUGGCUGCUAUAUAAAGGUGAAAAAAGCAAAACUAAAAGUCCAUGAAGAGACCUUUCUGAGAGACCACAUGCUUUACGUAUUGAAUAGGAAUACAAAGCUUGAGAAGCAGAUGUUAGAUUUAAAGCAAAGUUUGGAACAAAAAGAAAACAAAAUUCAUCAGCUCUCGAACACGGUUAAAUGGUGCGAGAAGGAAUGUCGCCAGUUCGUGCAUCUCAGUGGUAAUGGGAAUCACCUCGCCAGCGCCCAGUCUUUAGUCAGUUAUAUAGAGAAGGCGUCAUGGCUGGAGGAGCAGGUCCUGCAGAUGGUGCAAUUGAUCAGUGAAGAGCAGAGCCGACAUGAUCUCAGGCCUCUUAUGGAGGCCGUGGAGAGCAUCAAGCAAAAGGUGUCUAGUAUUGAGAGCUGCAGAGACCGAUUAGAUAUCCUUGAAGGACAAUCUAAAAAGCACAACGUCCAGAUAAAUAUCCACAAGUCUCAACUGAGCAGCAAUGAAGAGCGCUUCAGACUCCUGGAAGGCACCUGCUAUAAUGGAAAACUCAUCUGGAAAAUCACAGACUAUGAACGAAAGAAGAAGGAGGCGGUGGAGGGGCGCGUGGUCUCCGUCUACAGUCAGAACUUCUAUACCAGCCGCUGUGGUUACCGCCUCUGCGCCCGGGCCUACCUAAACGGUGACGGCUCCGGGAAGGGCUCCUUUCUAUCUCUGUAUUUUGUGGUCAUGAAAGGAGACUUUGACUCACUACUGUCCUGGCCAUUCAAACAAAAAGUCACCCUAAUGUUGAUCGACCAAAGCGGGAAAAAGAACCACAUCGUAGAGGUGUUUAAGGCCGACCCGCACAGUAGCAGCUUUAAGAGACCUGAAGGGGAGAUGAACAUUGCCUCGGGGUGUCCGCGCUUCGUCUCGCACACCCAGCUGGAGAAUCCAAGGAACGCCUGCUACAUCAAAGACGACACCAUAUUUGUUAAAGUAUCCGUCGAUCUUACAGACCUCGAGGAGCUUUGAAGCAAAUUGGACUUAUUUUUAUUUUUUCUCCUUUUUGUCAUAUUUAAAUUAUCUUAGGACAUUUACAAUCUUUCCAGUCACGUGCAGCAAGUGUCAUUUUUUAAAAAUAAAUUAUUUUCG